CUUCCCUUUGUGUUUCAACAGAUGUAGGGGAAAUGAAAGUCUCUCUCAUAUGAUAUCAAGGUUUUUUGCAGAAGGAAGGCGUAUACAAUGACUACAGAUGAUGGAUUAAUUCAGAUGUUCUAUGAUAUAGAUGUCGAUAAAUCUGGGGUUAUUGACUGUGAUGAAUUGAGGCAAUAUUUGCUCAAAAAAGAAUUCGGCGAAUUCUUCAUUUCGAGAUUUCUCAAAGUGUUUGAUUCUAACCGUGAUGGUAAGAUAACUUUUGAAGAAUUUCGCAUUGGACUACAUAAAAUUCCGCAUACACAGAAAACUUAUUCUUACUGGCAUCACAUACUGCACAAAGUGGAUAAAGACAAAAAUGGUUAUAUCACAACAAAUGAAAUUUAUGAUAUGUUAGCUGAAAGCGGUAAUGGAGAAAAAUUCACAUCAAAAGAACUUCAAGCAUUCAUACGUGAAUAUGAUCAAGAUGGUGAUGGAAAAUUGAACUACCACGAGUUUCUUGAUUAUUUACUUGAUCAGCCAACGACAGACGAUCAAAAUCACGCAACAACAACAAAGACAGGAAUUUAGAGUAAUACGUUUGCAAGAAAUGAAUAUGAAAAUAGUGUUUUGGUAACUCAGAAAGUAUACUUAGGAAGGACAAUUCUAAUAACAUUCCUUCACGAUUCAUAAAGUAUAGACAACGUAAUUAAUAUACCCAUUCCUAAAAAAUGAUGGUAACUUCAUUUUAACAGAAUGAAUUCUUGUCUCAUGUGUUGUGUUUUUUUCUCUUAAAGCCAAUAGUUAUUCACUUCUUUUAAUAUAGCUAUCAAACAAUAAUGCAU
This is a messenger RNA of Trichobilharzia regenti, 821 nucleotides long. The record is from the annotation of a GenBank genome assembly. NCBI's taxonomy places the organism in Eukaryota, Metazoa, Platyhelminthes, Trematoda, Strigeidida, Schistosomatidae.